This is a messenger RNA of Mercenaria mercenaria, 5121 nucleotides long. Its product is annotated as diisopropyl-fluorophosphatase-like. Bases 35 to 964 code for a protein of 309 amino acids. The transcript has 5 exons. The record is from RefSeq and is a predicted model, not a curated record. NCBI's taxonomy places the organism in Eukaryota, Metazoa, Mollusca, Bivalvia, Venerida, Veneridae.
UACGACACAUGCACGACCACUUUUGGACCAAAACAUGUCGGAAAUAGUUGAGCCCAGUUUUGUUAAAAUUGCAGAAAAUCUGGAAGGUGCAGAAGGUCCUGUGUUUGACAAACAUGGAAGCUUUUACAUGGUUGCACCACUAGGAAGAGAUAACAGCGAGAAAAAGCCUGAAGGUGAUGUUUUGAAAGUGGACGUAGAAAGUGGAAAGGUAGAUAUUCUGUGUUCACCACAAGAUGGAGACAGAGGAGGGAUCCCUGCCGGCUGUCAGUGUGACCUUGACAACAACAUCUGGAUAGCUGAUAUGGCACUUGGUAUACUCAGGAUGGAUACAUCAGGAAAAUACCAACAGAUGUUUAAAGAGGACAGUUCAGGACGUACAAUGCAAGGUUGUAACGACUGUGCAUUUGACUAUGAUGGUAAUUUAUGGGUCACUGCACCGGCUGGGGAUAUAGCACCUGCAGAGCUUAAACGGUCAUUUGAGGAACCAUUUGGAUCAGUAUACUGCCUUACCAAAGAUCAGAAGCUUGUAAGAAUAGAAGGUAACUUAAGAUUUCCCAAUGGUAUAGCUGUUCUUCAUACAGAUGAUGGCAAGCCGAGCAAACUGAUUGUUGCAGAAACCCCUACUAAACUUCUGUGGCAGUAUGAUAUAAAAGGUCCUGGUGAAGUAGGGGAGAGAAGUAUCUGGGGAAAAUUGCCAGGUGACCAUGAAGGAGGGCCAGAUGGUAUGGAUUUUGAUGAACAUAACAACCUAAUUGUGGCAAACUGGGGUGGUGGCCAUCUUGAAGUAUUUUGCUCAACUGGAGGUGAUCCUGUGACAAGGAUCAAAUGUCCUUUUGAUAAACCUAGUAAUGUUCAUUUCAAGCCAGGUUCUAGUACUGUGUUUGUGACAGAGCACCAAUUUAACGGGCUGUGGAAGUUUGAGUGGAAACACAAAGGCAAGAAACAAUACUGUGAAACCAAAUAAUGACAACCAUAUUAGUAUUUACAUGAUUAUUAUAUUAUUUAGAAUAGGUUGUAGAUUUUAUUAUAAUAUCAAAAUAAGACUGUGAUUUUACUGUGAUUCAUUGUGUUCAUUCUGAAAUAGUGUUAUUUAAUCAAUAUUUCAUUAUAUGCUUUUCAUUUCUGUGUAAUAUUAAUCACAAUGUCACAUAUAUAUGAGGGUUGCUCCAGAUGUCACUGCAACCAUAAAAAUCAUAUAUAUUGUAAAAGAAAAACAAUAAUUCUAACCAAAAUACCUUUAUCUACUUACAGUAUUUCCCCAGAAUUUUAUCAAAUUGUAUUGCAUACUUUUGGAGAUAUCAACAUUAAGUGGAAAUCAUGUAAAUGGCAAAUGCCGCAUUACACAGAUGUUACUUAUGACAGAAAUAAAAAAAACAUGUCACAAAGCAGUAACAUGACAUUGUGUUUACGCCAUGUUCCAUAUGUAAUGUUACUAAAACAGAGAUGUUACAUCAGUUUUAAUGGCAGAAAGAUGUCACUUCACAUGAAUAAACUUUUAUAUGAUUUGAUGUGCUAUUUUGAUGUUAAUUGGGCAUUAUCUUUUGAUUUUUUUUUUACAUUUAUAAAAAAAUAUUUUACCAUGUGGCAACAUGGUGUCAGUGGUAUACUUUAUUUAUAUUUUACAUUUUUGCUAAAACAGCCAAAUGUAAAGCAUGUCUUGAGGAUUUUUAUCAUAAUACAAAAAUGAAAAAAAAAGUUCUGUGGAGGCAGUGACAUUGCUUCUUGAUCAACCCUUGUAUAUCUUAUAUAAAAUGCUGUGUAAAUUAAGACAUUCAAAAUUGAUCAAGAGGACUUAAUUCACUGAAUCUAUGUGAAGCAUACUUCUAGACACAAAUAUGCUAGUGGGAUCUUAUUAUGCUUUGGUGCUAAUCUGUAUAUUUUUGGUGUUGGAUUUGUAAGAUGAAUUUUAUGAGUUGACCUUGAUUUCUUUGACUCACUUGUUUAGAUUUGACCUUUAAGGUCAUUUUUAGCUUGACUAUAUGAAGUAUAUGGAGAGCUAUCCUACUCAACCCGGCGUGGGCGUCCUUCUGCGUCCCCACCUUGGUUAAAGUUUUUUUACACUUUCUCUUUUUUCUCCUUAUCUCUGUUAUUACUUGAUGUUUUUGUUUCAAACUUAAAGUAGUUAUUCCUCAUAAUCACCCACAUCAUUGGCACAAGGGCCAUAACUCUCACACCAAUAUUUCAUGAAUUAUCCCCCUUUUUACUAAGAAUUUUAAAAGGAUAAAGUUUUGAUGCACUUUCACUACUUAAUUAUUACAAAAUGGAUUUGAUUCAAACUGAACAUAGUUGUUUCAUAUCAUCUCCCACAUCAUAUGACACAAGGUCCAUAACUCUGGUACCAAUAUUUAAUGAAUUAUCCCCCACUUUUACUUAGAAUUUCAGGUUAAAAUUUUGACGCACUUUCACUUUAUCUCAGUUAUUACUAAAUGGAUUUGAUUCAAACUUAAAAUAGUUGUUUAACAUCAUCACUCACAUCAUAUGACAUAAGAGCCAUAACUCUUGGAACAAUAUUUGAUGAAAUAUCUCCCCUUUUUACUUAGAAUUUCAGGUUAAAGCUUUGCUGCACUUUCACUCUAUCUCAGAUAUUGCAAAAUGGAUUUGAUUCAAACUUAAAAUAGUUGUUCCACCUUAUUACCCACAUCAUAUGGCGCAAGGUACAUAAGUCUUGCACCAAUUUUUCAUGAAUUAUGGCCCCUUUUACUUAGAAUUUAAGGUUAAUUUUGAUGCAUUUUCACUAUAUCUUAGUAAUUACUAAAUGGAUUUGAUUCAAACUUGAAGUAGUUGUUCCACAUCAUCACCCACAUCAUAUGACACAAACUCUUGCACUAAUAUUUUAUGAAUUAUGUCCCCUUUUUGCUUAGAAUUCUACUUACUUAGUGUUUUGAUACACUUUAUCUUUAUCUCUCUUAUAACUUAAUAUUUUUGACACAGACUCAAAUGAGAUGUGGAACCAAAAUUUGUAGUCCUGUUUGGCGCCAUAUAACCUGCAUUUGUGUUGGUGCACUGUAAAACCUAAAUAAAUAAAUAAAUAACAGACUCAAGCUAUUGUGCAAUAUCUUCAUCCGCCAUUGGAGUCAUUCAACACUCCAGUAAGAACUCCAGCUUCCUCAGAUGUGCCCAGUUUCACUAUCCAGCAUCGAAAUAGUCAAGGGCACUGUCUCCUGUGACAGCUCUUGUUAUCUCACCUGUCAUGUAGUGACAAGGUGAGCUUUUGUGAUCACCCUACAUCCGUCAUUGUCCGUCCACAAUCUCUUGUGAACACGACAGAGACCACAUUUUGCAAUAAAUUUUGAUCAAACUUGCAUACAGCUGGUAUUGGCAUAAUAUCUCAGUUCCUUUCGAAAACUGGCCAGAUCCCAUAAUGGGUUCCAGAGUUAAGGCCCCUUAAAAUUUGCUAUUUUGGCUUGUGAACAUGAUAGAGACCACAUUUUGCAAUCAAUUUUAAUUAAACUUGCACACAACUUGUAUUGGCAUAAUAUCUCGGUUCCUUUGGAAAACUGGCCAGAUCCCAUCAUGGGUUCCAGAGUUGUGGCCCCUUAAGCGCCAAAAUUUGCUAUUUUGGCUUUUGCAGCCAUAUAGAGACUUCAUUUAUGGUUUGAAUUGAUACAAACUUGCAAAAUGUCUUUAACAACAAUAGAUCCAAUUGGAUUCCAUGAUGAAUCCUAUGAUCCAAUCAUAGGUUCCGGAGCUACGGCCGCUGAUUGACCCCUGAAAGAGCCAAAAUUUGUUAAUGUUUACCUUGUGAACACGAUAGAGAUCAUAGGUUGUAGAGUUACUGCCCCUGAAAGGGGCAAAAUUUUCCAUUUUGACCCUUUUAGCCAUACAGACAGGUUUCAUUUAUGCUUUGAUUUGGUACAAACUUGCACAGAACGUUUAUGACCCUAUGUUCAUGGAACUUGGUAAGAAUGUUUAUCUUGAUGAUUCCUAGGCCAAGUUCAAAACUGGGUCAUGUGGUGUCAAAAACUAGGUCACCACUCAAAUCAAAGGAAAAGCUUUGAGGCCACAUUUAUGACCCUAUCUUCAUUAAACUUGGUCAGAAUGUGUAUCUUGAUUCCAGGGCCAAGUUUAACAGGUGAGUGAUGUAGGGUCGUCAUGACCCUCUUGUUGUACUUUAUUCAUUAGACAUCACUACUUAUAUUCCAUUUCUGAGCAGGGCUUGUUCUUCUAAUAUGGUGCUAGUCAAAUUCUGUAUGGAGAAUACACAUACCAGAUAACAUUUUACUUUGACUCAGACAUUGAAUGUUUAGUUAAAUUUCAUUUAACUUUCAUUAAAUGCACAUAAAUGAUAAUAUCACAUUUUGUGUUAAUACAAAGCUUUAAUUUAACAUAUUACGUUUUAAUGAAGUACAACAGAAAGAGACAAUUUCUGUAUCUCCUGAAUAGUUCUAGUCAUGUUACAGUGUGAGAGACUUCUUGUAUGUGUAUAAUAUUCAAAAUACAAAUAUGCUACAUACAAAUAUAACAUUAACAUUAACAGGGGUCUACAGGGCUGAGUGGUUAAGGUGGAUGACUUCUAAUCACUUGCCCUUCACCAAUAUGGGUUUGAGCCUCACUCAGGGCAUUGAAUUCAUGUGGGGAAGCCAUUCAGCUGGCUUACGGCAGGCUGAUAGAUCUACCCAGGUGCUCUUCCCCCUCUGCCCAUGAUGAAAUGAUGCAUGGAGGGGCACCUGGGGUCUUCCUCUACCAUCAAAGCUGGAAAGUCGCCAUAUGACCUAUAAAUAUGUCAGUGCGACGUUAAACUCAACAAAAAUAUAUAUAUAUAUAUAUCAUUAACAGAGUCGAGGGUGGGAAUUGAUUCCAGUAACUUACAUGUAGACUGGACAAUGUCAUAAUGUUUAUGUGAUAGAGAAAAUGCAACAUUCCUUGACAUUAAUGCCAUGACUAAGUGAGGGAAAACACGACAUGCAUGAUAAUACAAUUUGUUUCAUUCUGCGUCUUCAUUGUUGAAUCAUCAGAAUACAAACUUGGUAAAAUAGUCCCCCAAUAUUUACAAAAGGAAAGUAUUUUUUUGUUGUUUUAAAGUUGUUUUUUAUUAUUUGAUAUACAUGUGUUAUGUGCCAUAUGACUGGUAUCUACAAUAUUCAGAGAAUAGUUUUAUAAUAAAUAAAAUAUUCAAACUUG